Opisthocomus hoazin is the source of this 3214-nucleotide messenger RNA. Lineage: Eukaryota; Metazoa; Chordata; Aves; Opisthocomiformes; Opisthocomidae. The record is from RefSeq and is a predicted model, not a curated record.
GACAGAACAUCACAGUUGUACCAGUUUGGGAGCAAAAUAUGGAAUGUGUUUCACUGCUGACCAAAGGCAGCCAAAUGAACAGUAUUUAUAGUAGUUUGAAAAUCAGCAGUUAGCAGUUUCUUCACAUUCUAACACUACCCGGCACUUUCCAGAGAGAACUCAUUGUUUACAAGAAAUCUGCUUUCCAAAUCCGUUACGGUGCCCUCCAGCCUUGACUAUUAACUAUUUGCGAAGGGGAAGCUAAUCUACGGUUUGGGGGAAGAUGGCAAUGGAAGAGUACCUGUGGAUGGUCAUUGUGGGUUUUAUCAUUGCUUUUAUUUUAGCCUUUUCGGUUGGUGCAAAUGAUGUUGCCAAUUCUUUCGGAACAGCUGUGGGCUCUGGUGUUGUUACUUUACGCCAGGCUUGCAUUUUGGCUUCAGUUUUUGAGACCACUGGCUCAGUAUUACUGGGAGCAAAAGUAGGAGAAACAAUUCGGAAAGGUAUCAUUGAUGUUAACCUGUACAACAACACUGUCCCACUGCUGAUGGCAGGAGAAGUGAGUGCAAUGGUUGGUUCUGCUGUUUGGCAGCUGAUCGCAUCAUUCUUGAAACUCCCGAUAUCGGGGACCCAUUGCAUCGUAGGUGCUACGAUUGGAUUUUCUCUGGUGGCAAUUGGCACGCAGGGAGUCCAGUGGAUGCAGCUCGUCAAGAUUGUUGCCUCUUGGUUUAUUUCCCCACUGUUAUCUGGCUUGAUGUCUGGAGUCCUCUUUGUGCUGAUUAGAUUCUUCAUUUUAAACAAGGAAGACCCUGUGCCCAAUGGUCUCCGCGCACUUCCAGUGUUUUAUGCUGCUACCAUAGCUAUUAAUGUCUUUUCCAUCAUGUACACGGGGGCACCAGUACUGGGACUGGUGCUGCCAAUGUGGGCCAUUGCUCUAAUAUCAGUCGGUGUCUCCUUAGUAUUUGCCAUCUUAGUCUGGAUUUUUGUGUGCCCCUGGAUGAAGAGAAAAAUAGAAAGCCAGUUAAAGAAAGAUGCUACACUGUCAAGGAUAUCGGAUGAAAGUCUUGAUAAAAUUCAAGAUGAAGAAACACCAGUCUUUAAAGAGCUUCCUGGUGCCAAAGCAUCUGACGAGAGCACAAUUCCCCUCACUGGCUCAGUAACAGAAGCUGCUGGGGCAUCAGAUACUAUUGCAAAUGGAAACCAUCCACGUGUACCGUAUGGAAGGGCAUUUUCGAUGACGCACACCUCUGUGAAAUCACCUGUUUCUAACGGCACCUUCAGUUUCGAUGGCCAGGUGAGGAGCGAUGGCCACGUUUAUCACACUGUGCACAAGGACUCAGGUUUAUACAAAGACUUGCUCCACAAAAUACACCUGGACAGGGCCACCGAUGAGAGGCCCGCUCAAGAAAACAACUACAAACUGUUACGACGCAACAACAGUUAUACUUGUUACACAGCUGCUAUUUGUGGCAUGCCUGUGCAUUCCUCCUUUAAGGCAGCGGAUACGUCAGCUCCGGAGGACAGUGAGAAGUUAGUGGGAGACACUGUCUCCUACUCCAAGAAGCGAGUUCGCUAUGACAGCUACUCCAGCUAUUGCAACGCAGUGGCUGAGGCAGAGAUCGAGGCGGAGGAAGGUGGGGUGGAAAUGAAGUUGGCCUCUGAACUUGCAGAUCCUAACCGGCCCCCAGUUGAUCCCGUGGAAGAGGAUAAGGAAGAGAAGGACACGUCUCAGGUCCAUCUACUUUUCCACUUCCUCCAGAUCUUAACAGCCUGCUUUGGAUCCUUUGCCCAUGGAGGUAAUGAUGUCAGCAAUGCAAUUGGUCCCCUUGUCGCACUCUGGCUUAUCUAUGAGCAAGGUGGUGUAAUGCAAGAAGCAUCGACUCCCGUCUGGCUGCUGUUUUAUGGAGGAGUUGGGAUCUGUGUGGGUCUCUGGGUCUGGGGUAGAAGAGUUAUCCAGACCAUGGGUAAAGACCUCACUCCAAUCACACCAUCAAGUGGAUUCACUAUUGAGUUGGCUUCGGCGUUCACAGUUGUGGUAGCUUCCAAUGUUGGACUUCCUGUCAGUACUACACACUGCAAGGUCGGCUCCGUGGUGGCCGUCGGCUGGAUCCGCUCCAAGAAAGCCGUUGACUGGCGCCUGUUCCGCAACAUCUUCCUGGCGUGGUUUGUGACUGUGCCGGUGGCCGGCUUGUUCAGCGCCGGGGUGAUGGCGCUGCUGAUGUACGGGAUCUUGCCUUACGUCUGAAGAGCCUCCUCCGCUGGGAAAAGGGGAAACGGCCAAGCUGCUACCGAGGGGAGAAGCGUUCCCAUGAAAGAGCCAGUUGGAGAGGAUCCAUCUUCCAUAUCUAACUUCUUAUCUACUGUACAUAACAAUGUGUCAUACUGGUGACAUGGUGAUGUGGUGCCAUUUCUUAUAUAUUAAAGAAAUAUAUAUGCAUAUAGUAGGUAACAAUACCUAAGUUAUAUUAUCAGUGGGGUGAAAAUAAUUGCCUAGGAUUUAAUAUUUAGUAAAAUUUGUACAUAGUGUAUCAUUUUGGUGGCAAUUUUUUAAUCUUUUGAAGAAGCGUAUGGAUUAGGAAAUGUUUCUUGUCCAUUUGAUACGAGAAGAAGUGAGGUACAGGACUACGUAACAUGAAUUUUUUUAAAGGUAUUAAGAUACUGGAACAAAAUAGAAUGUGCAGAAGUUCUUUUCAUAAAAUAACUGUUCAUAUCAUGUUGAUCUUUGUGUAUCAUAGCGUGAUGGUUACGGCUGUGUAAAUACUUACAAACAGUAACUUUUAAAUGGUGCGUUUCCCUGAUAUAUUUUGGAUAAGAAAGUUUAGGAAGUACCAAAGAAGCAGGGGAAUAGCUUAUCGAUAUUAUGUUGUUGUCUCCACGUGUGGGCAUGUGUUGUGUUUCCCCACCUCUAAUUCAACGUUGUUUUCACCAAGGUCCCGCCAGUCAGGCUGGGAUAGUACUGUUCAUGUCUUAAUGUAACUUUAAAAAAAAAAAAGCACACAAAAAAGUUACUUCUCGUUACUUAGUAGGUAGACCACGGCUCUCCACAUUAGCUGAUAGUAGACUGACUUCAUUCUGUGGGUUGAAGUAUCUUACUGCUCACCUUCAACUUUUCCCCUUCAAGUCCGAGCUCCCGGAUGCCCUGCUGUCAGUUCCGGCAGGAGAACGGACCAUCAGUCGCCCCUUGUUCUGUCCAUCCAGCCACAGCCACACACUCUCGGGUGCAGCAGCAGGACCGCGG